AUGUUUCGUCAAGUUGUCCGAAAGCCACUCGGGCUGCUGAUAGUAUUGAUUGCAUCGGUAACGACGCUACCAUCGAUACCGAGACCGGAACAGGAACGAAUAACGUAUCGUGGGUUAAUCCUGCCUAGAGAUUCCGACCCAAAGGAGGGGAACUGUCUGGCGACGUCUGAGCUGAUCUACGUAGAGACGGUGAUCGUCGUGAAGGACGACUCGAGUCACAUCAAUGGAACAUUGGAGAUUUCUGUUGGCAACCCGAUCAGAAUAGAUUGCGUACGCAUUGUGGCAAAAACAGAGCACGAUCGGUCGGCAUUGAAGGGGUUCAAACUUUCGGGCACGAACAAGAUCGUAAUAAGCGUCGCAGAAGAACAACCUUCACAGUCAAAUGCUCUCGAGUACUCGGUGUACGUGUAUGCUGAGCUGGACAAACCGACAAAUAAAUAUGUCGCCACGAGCGCUUACUGA
Messenger RNA from Anopheles marshallii, 462 nucleotides. RefSeq lists its product as uncharacterized. The record is from RefSeq and is a predicted model, not a curated record. The coding region runs from base 1 to 462 and encodes 153 amino acids. Lineage: Eukaryota; Metazoa; Arthropoda; Insecta; Diptera; Culicidae. The transcript has 3 exons.